Molecule: messenger RNA, 363 nt
Organism: Helobdella robusta
Lineage: Eukaryota; Metazoa; Annelida; Clitellata; Rhynchobdellida; Glossiphoniidae
Exons: 3
Coding region: 1-363 (120 amino acids)
Source: RefSeq, a predicted model, not a curated record
AUGUCAAUCUGUUCUUUAUCUGGCGCUCUCUUCUACGGAGACUGCGCCGGCUGCACUUUGAGAAACAACUCGGAAGCCAUGCCGAAGUACGAAGCAGUUCAGACCAACAACAACUCCACAGUCACCACUACCAACAACAAUCAUUUUGUGAGACAAAUCAAAGAACCGACAACUUCAAUCAGUAGCAACGUCAACAAAAACACCAACAAAGACAAAAUCAUGGGCGAUAAUAUAUUCUUGCCUCUAACGGUGACGACCCCGAAAUGUCGUCUGCAAGCCAUUCAGCGAGGAGUUCGAACACGGAUGCAUAUGCCGAAAGACAUGGCUACCUCUCAUUGUUUCGUGUUUUUCGAUUUCGUGUGA